Molecule: messenger RNA, 4660 nt
Organism: Peromyscus leucopus (white-footed mouse)
Lineage: Eukaryota; Metazoa; Chordata; Mammalia; Rodentia; Cricetidae
Gene: Cfap92
Product: cilia and flagella associated protein 92 (putative)
Exons: 15
Coding region: 1002-4589 (1195 amino acids)
Source: RefSeq, a predicted model, not a curated record
UUAAGCGUGGGAGGCGAGAGUGGGUGGAGCUAUAGAAAGGAUCCAGCAGGGUCAGGCGCAUAAUAGGAAUGGAGCUCCCGGUGAGAGUUUUUUAAAUAUUGGGUCAAUGAACAAAUGGGUGAAGGCAAUCGCUUUCUGAAUCGGCCUUUCACCUUUUGGACUGGUCUGGUGCACCCAGGCUGCGCAGAGGCUGUGUCGCGAGAAAUCUCUCUUUAUAUGUCUGCCGGCUUGCGUAGUGAGCUCCUUGAAAAGCUCUGACUCCCUCAGAAUACCUCAAAGAAGGUUCCCAGAGCCUGCAGGCAGGAGCCGAACUCAGCUGGGGGAAGGAAGCCCCGCCCCCCAGCCGUGGGCUGAGGUCUCCUGGCAACCGCCUAACAAAGUCCCUUUGGGAUCAGCUACCUUUAGCGCCUGCGCCCAGCUUCCCUGAUCAGAGUGGCUGCAACUGUGCAGCAGGUGCAGGAGCCCACAGGUGUGCCUACUCACAGGUAACCCUUGAGCGUAGGUUCAGCCUCCGUUUCACCUCAGACGCCCCAGGUCCCCCAGGCGCUGACUUCCUGGCAGCCAGAGUUCGGUAGCUUGAAACCUGAGUGAUGUCUGAGCCAGAGCUCUCUGUGCCUUGCCUCAGGGCAUCUUGCUGGGGUCCAGUGUGUACUGUGCCGGCUCACUUCCCCUUCCUGCAAGUGGCAGCUGUCUGUUCUAUGCUGGGCCCACCUCCAGGACUCUGCCUCAGCCUCUUGAGAGGAAUCACGUCUCCCACCUUCCCGUGCCUCCCGGGUCAGCGGUGAACUAGCUCACCUAGAUCUGGAUGCCAAGAGCACUCAUUGUCCAACUCCUGAUUUCUGAGAGAGGAGUUGCUGGGCUCAGGUCAGAGGAAUAUCGCUGCUCGUCACUGCCAGCUGCCUCUCUCUGGCUUCUUCACCCAUUGCUUCUCCUUAACUACGAAGCACUCACUGUAUAAGUAGGCCUCCACUGAAGCCUGGGACAUUGGAAACAACACAGAGAUGGGACCCGGAGGAUGGGCCUUCCUGCACUGGGCACGUUUACUCCUGAGGUCUUUGCUGUCUCCCACCAGGAUCGUUCUGGUGUUGUACAAGAUGUCCCUGCGGGCCUGGGAAUGGGAGGAAGAGGGGAGAGCAAGCAUGGAUCCUGCCUCCUCCAUGGCUAGUGCUUACCAGUCAGCAAGCGAGUUUGAGGAGACGGAGGAGUACCUGAAAUCCAGGACCCCAGCUCAGGAGUGGGACUCUGAGGACCAGUUCAGCAGCCUGCAUUCCUCAGAAGGGCCUGUCUGCACCUAUAACUCGGAUGUGCCCCAGGUUGUCCCCUGCAGAUUCGUUAUCUCUCUGGCCUUCCCCGCAAUAACGGUUCAAAAGGGAAAAGUCACAAAUUUUAGUGAUAAAAAGAAAACCCCUAAACCAGACAACCGGUCUGCAAAAGCUCGUCGAUUCUACCACAUUGAGUACUUUUUCCUGCCUGAUGACGUAGAACCCAAAAAAGUUGAUAUUGUGGUGUUUCCUGGAGUAGCCAAAGUGUUUCUGGACUCAGGAAUAAAGACCGUGAAGCCAUGGAAAGAAGAUGACAAAAUCUGGGUGUCAUGGAGCCAGACCUUUAAUGUCAACAUGACAAAGGAAUUAUUAAAGAAAAUAAACUUUCACAAAAUCACUUUGAAUCUCUGGGACACCAGGGACAAAGUUUCUAAAAAAGUCAGAUACCACCGGCUGAAGACAGCUGUUUACACGGAAGACCCAGAAUCUUUUGAGGAAGUGAAACUUUUGGUUUUAAGUCAGAAAAGGUUGUCUACAAUUUCCAGUCAUAAACCCAGCGUUGUCCCUGAGGAGUUGAAAGAAGAGAACCCACCAGGUGACCAAGAAAAGGCAGAAAAACACUUGAAGUCUCCACAAGAGCCCGAAAGCCCUUCUAAGAACAGUGAGGAAUGUGAGAAGUCACUCAAGACGGAAGACCCCUCUGGAUCUCGACGGACCCCGGCAAAAACGCCUGUUUCUUUGGCUGGAACAACCAUGAUGGAGAUCAAUGAAAUUAUCGAGAAAGCCUCAUUGAGCAGCUUAACAAACAUGAUAGAAAAACAAAAGUCUCAAAUUAAAGGGAAAGAUUCAGAGGUGAAGAAGAAAAGUCCAAAGAAAGUGAAGAAAUACCAGACAGAGGAGGAAGCAGACCCGAAGCUGCCAACAGCCACUGCCUGGAAGCCGAGCGUCUUUUCCAUCCAGCUCUCCGUCAUGCCUCUCCUUGCCGGCUGGCAAACGGUCAUCAGCCGUGGCAGCGAGAAGUCUGCCGACAUUUUAGAUUGCUUUUUGACUUUAAAAACUGAAGUUCCUAUCAUGACUGAAGAGCAAAAACAAGACUUGAACCCCUUGACCAUAAAGAUCAGGUGUGCCUCUUGCCUUCCGAUCCAGCCUUUAUCCAUUCAUGACCUGGAGAAGCUGUGCACCCCUGUGUACUGCAGAUACCAGUUCCACAAUACUCCAGUUCAUGAGACCAAGAGGGAGCCCCAUGGGACUCAUGUAUUUUUCCAGGAUAUCAAUGUCAUCUUCCUUGGGGCCAUGCACCCCAGUGACCUGAGGGAAUACCUGGAAGGGCCCCCUAUGGUGGUUGAAGUCCAUGACAGGGACCGAAAGUCAGAGGAGUACUCCCGGAAGCCUGCCCUGUUUGGAGAGGACCCCGUGGAUUCGUACUUCAACCUCCAAGCUUUCAUCUCUCCCAAAGACACAGAGAAUAACCCCUUUGAGUCCCAGAACAAGACAUGGGACCCUUAUGGAGUUGCCCGGGUCAGCUUUGCUGACCUCCUCCUUGGUCAUAAGUUCUUGAACGUGGUUGUCCCCAUCCAUAACUGUGAGCCAAAGUCUGCCAGCUGGAACCAGGAUAGGAGGAACAAAAAGUCUGUAGGGUUCCGGGCCCCCACAGAUGGCCUCCAGCACAGCUCAAUACCCACGGGCAACUACCUGGAGGCCAACUCUCUACUCAAGCUCCGAGUGGACAUCGCAGUGCCCCUGAGUGCUUGGUUCACUGCGCCUGAGCUCGACCUCAUGGGUAACCAGUUUGGCCGCAUCAUUUUUGUGUUCAACACCAAGAAGCUGGUCCUCCUGCAGGACCUGCUGCAGGACAUCACCAUGAUCAAUGCCAAAGCCCUGGAUCUGGACAGUUACCCUGCCCAGGACAUCCAGCAGAUCCUGUCGGCCUUCAGGGUGCGUGUGAGGAUCCAAGAGCGACAGAACCUAGAUGUGCUCACUGGCUUCCACCUGCUGGAUGGAAAGAUCCAUCUUUUUAUUCUAGAAGGCUUGGCAGAACACGGCUUGAGGCGGCUGUGGGACAGUUACCAGAGCAGGGUUACUACCUCUAAUCAAGUGCCAUGCAAGGUGCUCUACGACUCCAGGUUGCUCUUCCGCAGUCGCCUGUAUGCUGACCUGGAGACCAUUCUGUACCAUGUACACUUGUUCAGGCCUGUGUCGCUGCUCCUGCGGUACCCAGCGCUCUAUGUUCGUGGGGCUGUGCCACGCAUGGCUUUUCAGGCACUGGUCAGGAUCCAUGACAUCUGCCACAACAGCACCAGACUCAAGGAAGUGAUUAUGAGAGACCUGCUGCCUUCCUCCUCCAUGGUUAAAGACCUGAGUCAAGAGUUUGGGAUACCCGUUUCCCAGGAAGAACUCACAGAUGGAAAGCUGUUGGCCACAUUACCCCAGCCCACUCCCAAUGAAGAGAAUGUCCAGCAUCAGGCUUCUACCCUCCCAGGGGACAUCCAGACCCACCAGGAGAAGUACCUGCAGUGGCGGAACAACAUGCUGCUGAAGAACCAAGGCUAUAAGGAUAGCCUUGUUCAGAAAAAUAUCACAGAAGCCUACCAGUUCACCAAAAAGUCUCCAAAGUCAACAGUGAAGACAGUUAGAAUUGCCAUUCCUGAGAACAAAGGCGUCCACAACUACAGUAUCCAGACCCUGAAUUCCACAGAGCUUGCUAAGAAGGAGAUGUUUACAGAGAUGGCCAAAGAGCCAAUGAAGCGAUUCACAUAUUCACAAAAUUACCUCUCAGCUAUGGUGGAUCCUCAGGACCCAAAGGAAGAAGAGAAGAAAGCCCAGAAGAAGUCCCGCCAGGCCUGGCUCACACCUGGUGGGUUCCAAGUGUGGGGUCUUCAGAGCGCCACUGGAAGCUGCCAGCAGGAUCUGAGACUUUCAUCCAUCAAAGAGACGAAUGAGGAAUGGCAGGAAAGUGCACUGUUUGCCAACGUGCUGAAGCCUGUGUUGGAUCGGGAUAGGUGGAGCUGGAGCCAGCGACACCAGGACUUUGAUCUGUAUAAGAAGCCACCACUUUACCUUCAGGUGGCCCCUCUUCCAGCUAAAAAGCCUGCAGCUGGUAGGAGAAAGAAGGCAAGCAUCCAGUCUCCUGAACGGCACAGACAGAGUCAAGUCACAACAAACAUACCUAGUUCCCAGGACAGUCUCUCUGUGCAUGAAGAUUUACUGUCUCUCAAUGACCAGCACCAGAUACUAGGGACCCCAUCUCACCUCGAUCCUACUUCCGGUGAAUCUUCAGUGGGACCACAUCACCGGAGUUCCUCCUUUCCCAGCCGCUGGCUUCAUUAACGUUUGGAUGAUGGAGGGCCUUAGCCCAGUCAUCGUGACCCUGUUGCAAAUGCACUCUGGUUCCAAGAGCA